AGAAGCAAGUAAAAAGUUGUUGACAUUUUUUGUAGGAAAGGGGAAGUAAGUCUAACCAAUGGCGAAAUAAAGGAACAAUAUUUCCGGCCUGAGUUAUAUCUGCAACAGUAGUAACAACAAAGGUUUUUAUCAAGUGAUUCGAGAAAAAGCAUAAGGUUAUGUCAACGGACAGAGCAGAAGUCUGUGCUUCUGCUGAACCUCAAGACAUGGGCAAACAGGAUGCUCAGAGGGAAGAAACUCACGAACCUGGCAGCCCAGGCAAAGAUACGCCACCUCCAACAUCUUCAGCAGUGCCUUCUUCACCUAAACUAAGCAAAGUUGAUGUCCUGUUAAAGCCAGCUGGAAAUGCACCUAUUUUAAAAAAGAAAAAGUGGACAGUUGAUAGGCACAAAAAAAUCAGUUGGAUAGCUGAAUUUAUUAGAAAGUGUAUACGAACAGAGACAGAAGACUCAGUUUUUGUAUAUGUCAACCAGUCCUUUUCUCCUGCACCAGACACAGACAUUGGAACACUUUUUGAUUGUUUUGGAAGCGACGGCAAGCUAGUCAUUUACUAUUGUCGAACUCAAGCUUGGGGUUGAAGGCUUCACGCAAUCACCAUAGUCUUUGGUGAUUUAUAUUGGAUUUUGUCUCCAGCUUUUCAGUGACAUUACAACCUGAUUAUCUUGAUAGACUAAUCACUUCACACAUACAUCAUUCCAUCAUUGUAUAGAUGUAUAUGAUGUAAAUAAUAAUUAUUGUGUGAUGCUCAUGGAUAAAACUGUCCACAUAAAAGACCUGAUGCUCCCUUCGGGUUACUGUUGUGUCAAGCCCUGCUUGCUUAUUUCAUAGUGUAUGUGAUUAUAAAUAAAGUGUUUUACCAUGGGAGACUGAAAAAAAGCAUGUAAAAUUAAGUUUGUGUAUGUCACAAUAUACUAACCUAACAGUGAAAUAAAAUGCUAACAAAGAUUAAUCAUAGAUUAUUACUAAAGCUCUUAAAGGCAUCAAAGUAUUAACCUAUUAGCUGAAUACAGCUGGAAGAAAAACCUGUUUUUACUUGGCUUAGAACAUUAUGCACAUUUUAAAAAUUUAUUAUUGUUUGGAGCUGACAUAAACAGACAGCAUCUCAUGGUUCCAGCUUCAACAUUUUUUUUUAACAAACAGUACCUGUGGUGUUUUUUGUUUUUGUUUUUGUUUUUGUUUUUUUUUUAUGCAAAGUCUGGCUAGAUUGUGCUACAAGUACUACUUGUAAAAGUUUCCUGUAAUGUGGCUGAUAAACAUGAAUCCAUGAUA
This is a messenger RNA of Pomacea canaliculata, 1269 nucleotides long. Its product is annotated as autophagy protein 12-like. The record is from RefSeq and is a predicted model, not a curated record. NCBI's taxonomy places the organism in Eukaryota, Metazoa, Mollusca, Gastropoda, Architaenioglossa, Ampullariidae. The transcript is spliced from 5 exons. Gene Ontology annotation, cellular component: phagophore assembly site membrane; Atg12-Atg5-Atg16 complex; cytoplasm. The coding region runs from base 159 to 578 and encodes 139 amino acids. Gene Ontology annotation, biological process: C-terminal protein lipidation; autophagosome assembly; autophagy of mitochondrion.